Equus quagga is the source of this 2006-nucleotide messenger RNA. RefSeq names its product ELOVL fatty acid elongase 4 (gene ELOVL4). The coding region runs from base 104 to 1048 and encodes 314 amino acids. Gene Ontology annotation, molecular function: fatty acid elongase activity. Lineage: Eukaryota; Metazoa; Chordata; Mammalia; Perissodactyla; Equidae. Gene Ontology annotation, biological process: very long-chain fatty acid biosynthetic process; fatty acid elongation, polyunsaturated fatty acid; sphingolipid biosynthetic process. Gene Ontology annotation, cellular component: endoplasmic reticulum; endoplasmic reticulum membrane. The transcript has 6 exons. The record is from RefSeq and is a predicted model, not a curated record.
GCCUGCUGCCGCUCACUACCUCGGCCGCUGCCUCCGAGGUCAACCCUCCCGCGGGGUCUCCGCUCUCUCCUCCCGCCGCCGCCAGCGCCCGCUUAGCGCCGCGAUGGGGCUCCUGGACGCGGAGCCAGGCAGUGUCCUGAACGUGGUGUCCACGGCGCUCAACGACACCGUGGAGCUGUACCGCUGGACCUGUUCUUUCGCAGAUAAGCGUGUGGAAAACUGGCCUCUGAUGCAGUCCCCAUGGACUACGCUUGGUAUCAGCACUCUUUAUCUCCUGUUCGUGUGGCUGGGUCCAAAAUGGAUGAAGGACCGAGAGCCUUUUCAGAUGCGCUUAGUGCUCAUUAUCUAUAAUUUUGGCAUGGUUUUCCUUAACCUUUUUAUCUUCAGAGAGUUAUUCAUGGGAUCAUAUAAUGCAGGAUAUAGCUAUAUUUGCCAGACUGUGGAUUAUUCUGAUAAUGUUCACGAAGUCAGGAUAGCUGCUGCUCUGUGGUGGUACUUUGUGUCUAAAGGAGUGGAGUAUUUAGACACGGUGUUUUUUAUCUUGAGGAAGAAAAACAAUCAAGUCUCUUUCCUUCAUGUAUAUCAUCACUGUACAAUGUUUACGUUGUGGUGGAUUGGAAUUAAGUGGGUCGCAGGGGGACAAGCUUUUUUCGGAGCCCAGAUGAAUUCCCUCAUCCAUGUGAUUAUGUACUCGUACUACGGCUUAAGUGCAUUUGGCCCAUGGAUUCAGAAGUAUCUUUGGUGGAAACGAUACCUGACUAUGUUGCAGCUGAUCCAGUUCCAUGUGACCAUUGGCCACACAGCACUGUCUCUGUACACAGAUUGCCCUUUCCCCAAAUGGAUGCACUGGGCUCUCAUUGUCUAUUCAAUCAGCUUCAUACUUCUCUUUCUUAACUUCUAUGUUCGGACAUACAACAUGCCUAAGAAAUCCCAAACUGGAAAACCAGCUGUGAAUGGUAUUUCAGCAAAUGGUGUGAGCAAAUCAGAAAAACAGCUAGUGAUGGAAAAUGGAAAAAAGCAGAAAACUGGAAAAGCAAAAGGAGAGUAAAUUGAACUGGGCCUUAACUGUUGUUGACAGUGAGGAAGCUCCCAUUUCGUAUAAAAUUUCAGGGAAACAAGCAAAUGAGGGUUUGAGGGUGGGGAGAAAAAGGCAAAUGUGCUCUCUGUAUUAGUAACCUUUAGACUGAGUAAAGUGUUAAAUACGAUACCCAGAUGUUUUAUUUAUGAAGUUUUUAUUUUAAACAUUUUUUUAUUAGCCUUGAUGUUGUCCAGACCAAAGCAAUCAUUAUGUGACUUUGGAGAUGCUCUGCCAUUCACAUCCAUUUGUCCAACGCAUGAGAUUUUUCAUGUAUCUUAAAUACAGUCAUUCUCCAGUCUGAUCGUCAAAGAAACAGUCUUUAUGAAUUUUUCGGCUAAAUCACUAAUUACCUACUGAGUAAAAUCAGUUACCAUACAUUUUCUAGUCUAAAGCUGGAAAUGCGGAUACUUUAAAAUUUUGCACAUUUGAAUUUGUUUGCUGACUGGAAUGGUCGAAUCUCUCCACCUCUAGUCUGAAUAUACCCCUUCGGUUGUAAUUAAAUUUUAAAAAUCUGGUGAUCUUUGUAGACUCUUAGAGACUUGAUGAUGAUGGUGUUGGUGAAAAUAGGAAAGAAUUACAGUAAAAUCCUGUCAGGUGACCCAAAGGUCACCAUGACUUGCGUCACAAAUCACUGUGGGAAACAAUUUUUGUGAUGAAAAGGUAGCCUUUCAAUACUCCUGUUACUAUCAGAAGUAGAUUAUGAAAAUUAAGAUUAUUGUCUGAUUGGAACACGAAGCAAUUCCUGUCUUUAUUAGUAACAUCAUAAAAUAGUGACAUUUCUGUGCUGUUAGAAGAGAGUAUGUUGAUUUUUAUCUGGCUUUCCUUGUUUUGAUUUGUGGCUAUAACCGAUUUUUCAUAUGUGGAAAUAUACCUACCUCUUCUGUUGGAAAGAACAUUUAAAAUUAAAUAAAUUUUAAUUAAAAAUCAA